UAAAGACUGAGGGAAAGAAGAAGACACCUUUUCUGAGUAAACCAACUGAUCUAACCAUCACAACCUGAAGCUUUUUCUGUCUGGAUUUGAAUCUGAACUUAAACCUUGGUAUGAAGCAGUGGUUAAAUGUCUCCAGCUUUAAUUCCCCAGAAAUGAACAACACUGUGAUAGUCUUCUCCUGCUCCUUGUGUCCUCUAUACUACACAUCUCAAAUUGAUCUUGAUGAACACACAGUGACAUUCCACCAAGGGAAAUUAGGAGAAAUUAAAUAUGAAAACAUGAUGCCUGCAGGAAGCUCCAGUAGUGAGCAGAACACUGGUGGUAAUUUACCAACUACCACCAAUCACAAACCUCUGGAGGAAGAGCUUCACCAAUACACAGAGUGUGGGAACAGUUUUACUCAAGUGGUUGAUCUCAAAACUCAACACCACCUCCAUGCAGGAGAAAAGCCGUACAAGUGUUCGGAGUGUGGAAAAAGGUUUAAUCACAGGAAUACUCUCCGACAACACCAGCGUAUUCACACAGGUGAGAAGCCACAUCACUGUUCGGAGUGUAAGAAGAGCUUUACUCAUCAGAGUGCUCUCCAGCGACACAAGCGCAUUCACACUGGUGAGAAGCCGUAUCACUGCUCAGAGUGUAAGAAGAGAUUUACUCAUCAGAGUGCUCUCCAGCGACACAAGCGCAUUCACACAGGUGAGAAGCCGUAUCACUGCUCACACUGUAAGAAGAGCUUUACUCAUCAUAGCGCUCUCCAGCGACACCAGCUCAGUCACACAGGAGUGAAGCUGCAUCAGUGCUCACAGUGUGGAAAGAGUUUUUCCCACAAAAGUGGUCUCCAGACACAUCAGCGCAUUCACACAGGAGAGAAGCCGUACAGUUGCUUAGAGUGUGGCAAGAACUUUGCACAACUGGGUCAUCUUCAGCAACACCAGAACGUUCACACGGGAGAGAAGCCAUAUAGUUGCUUAUACUGUGGAAAGUGUUUCGCACAAGUGGGCCAUCUUCAAAAACACCAGACUGUUCACACGGGCGAGAAGCCAUAUCGCUGCUCGGAGUGCGGAAAGAGUUUUACUCAGCCGAGUACUCUCCAAGCACACCUACGUAUUCAUACAGGAGAGAAGCCGUAUCAGUGCUCACAGUGUGGGAGGAGUUUUACUAAAAGAAGCACUCUCAAAGCACACCAGCGCAUUCAUACAGGAGAGAGACCUUAUCAGUGCACUCAGUGUGGGAAAAGCUUUACACACCUGCUGAGUCUCCAGAUACACCAGCGAAUACACACCGGAGAGAGACCCUAUCACUGUUUACAGUGUGGGAAGAGCUUUAUUCGCCAAACUUAUCUCCAGAUCCAUCAGCGCAUUCACACGGGAGAGAAGCCGUAUGUCUGCUCACAGUGUGGGAAGAGUUUUAGUCAGCUGAACACUCUGAAAUCACACCAGCGCAUUCACACAGGAGACGCCUCUGACGCACUUGAUGCAUUCUAAUCACAGUUCAGCAAGCGAUUUACUUACUCUAUAGCUAGAUAAAGAAAAACAACGUGUUUAGGCCAAAAAUCGGAUAGUUACAAUCUGUAGCAUAUUGAUUGUUCAUUCCUAUCUGUUGCAUGCAUGACCAAGAAAAGCACCAUUCUUUAACAUGGGAACUUCCUGGGUUUGCCUCUGUUCUAUGCUUGUCAGGCUUACAUGGCUUAAAUGACUAAGUUAUUUAUAUUUGUUGGAACCUAAUUAAAUCUGUCAGAAAACAUACGGUCGAAAUGCGAAAAGGUCGAAGAGCGAAUGUAAUUAUCCCAUAAGAAAUAAUGGAUACCCUAUUAAUCCGUUCCCGACCUCCACCGAUACCCAAUAAUUAACAAUUUUUGCCCCGUUUUUAGCAGUAUUAAUACUAAAUAAUACAUAAAAUAAUACAGGUACAUAAAUAAUAUUGUAUAUAAUACAGUAAAAAGUAUACAUUAAAAACUUUACAAAAGUAACAAAAAAAAUGAUUGUACUGUACUGUACUUACUCGUUAAGUCGCAGUGAUGGCUUGAUGGAGUGGGUGGGAGGAGGCUGAGUGGUGGUGUUAGUUUACACUUUUGUUUAAAGUGUUUGUUUUACACUUUAAACAAAGUAUUGUGUAUACAAUAUACACGCACUAAAUUGUUAUAUUGACCGCUAAAUAACACUAAUAUUGUUUACAAACCGAAGUUUAAUUUACGAUAGAGGCGAAGGCUGAGGCGAGACUGGGAAGAUCCUUCCCCUCGCGCCACGUGGGUCGAGGUCGAUAAGCAGGGAUUUGGUCGUUCAGCGGGCGCAAAUUUCGGUCGAAAGUUGAUGUCCAAGCCGGUCGAUAAGCGGGGUACCACUGUACUGAGAAUGACAUUUAAAGUCUUAACACAUACGUAUCUGGUUUGGAUCUUUCUGGUCAGUUCUUUAGCAAUAAGUGAAAUUCUUCAGAGCCUGAAAAAUGCAAUAUGUUGUUUUGUAUGAUAUCCGGUAACAGUUAUAUUGUUAACAAUGUUCACAGUUAAUUCCUGUGUAAGACAUAUCUCUGAACUUGAUUUAUGAAACAUAAACAAUGCUGUGAAACUUGUACAUACUUUAAUAAUCUAUAUACUGUAUUAGACUGUAAUUAUGUAAAUACUGCACAGCUUCACCAUGUCCAUCAAGUCUGAGAGAUUUACUCCAUUCAUACUCAAGCUUCACUCACUGUCUCAUGAAGUCUGUGCUGUCCAUAAAGUCCUGCUCAAGAUGUUUAAAUUUUUCUUGCACUUGUAACAAGGGCUGAAAACUCUGAAUGGUGUCAGUUCUGGAGCAUCUUGAUGAUCUGGGAUGAUCUUGUUCACCGUAAGGACCUCAUUUAUCACUUCUCGCGCCUCAUCCAGUGGAUAUAAUGCUUGUGGUUUUAUCAUCACUCUAGUCUGUUUUCAGAAAUGUGUGUGUUGUGUUUUGAUGUUUAAAUGUUAUUUGUUUAGCACUUGAAUUCAAACUGAAUAGAAGUUAAGCCACCUUCUUGUCAUUGUUAUGGGUAGAAGGAGGAGUGCAUAUAUUCACAUGUUGAAUUAAUAAAAAAUAUGAUCUUGUUUCUGAGAAUUCCUGAGAAAGGCAACACACAAGAACUGAAAGUAUCAGGUAAAAAAUGGGGAUUAUGUUAUGCUCUGCA
Molecule: messenger RNA, 3135 nt
Organism: Tachysurus vachellii
Lineage: Eukaryota; Metazoa; Chordata; Actinopteri; Siluriformes; Bagridae
Product: zinc finger protein OZF-like
Exons: 2
Coding region: 111-1481 (456 amino acids)
Biological process (GO): regulation of transcription by RNA polymerase II
Molecular function (GO): RNA polymerase II cis-regulatory region sequence-specific DNA binding; DNA-binding transcription factor activity
Source: RefSeq, a predicted model, not a curated record